Molecule: messenger RNA, 330 nt
Organism: Maudiozyma saulgeensis
Lineage: Eukaryota; Fungi; Ascomycota; Saccharomycetes; Saccharomycetales; Saccharomycetaceae
Source: the annotation of a GenBank genome assembly
AUGCAUCCACAAUUAGAAGCUGAAAGAUUUCAUUCGUGUUACGAUUUUAUUCAAGCCCUCGAUAAAUGUCAUCAAAAGGCUUAUUACAAGAGAAUUCUUGGGAUUUGCAAUAACGAGAAAGAAGCUUUAUCACAAUGUCUAAAGCAGGCUAGUUUGGAAAAUAAAAAGAGAGCUAUAGUCCAAAGUAAAUCUAAACGUACUAUCAUCGAGGAUAAAUGGAAAAAAAUCGAUGAAGAAGAAUAUGGUGAAGAUAAGGUUCUUGAAAUAUUACUGCAAAGGAUGAAAGAAAAGAAGAUUAAUAAAACAACUAAUGACAAAGAUUCUCAGUAA